Sciurus carolinensis (gray squirrel) is the source of this 1389-nucleotide messenger RNA. RefSeq names its product ornithine decarboxylase-like. Gene Ontology annotation, cellular component: cytoplasm. Gene Ontology annotation, molecular function: ornithine decarboxylase activity. Lineage: Eukaryota; Metazoa; Chordata; Mammalia; Rodentia; Sciuridae. The record is from RefSeq and is a predicted model, not a curated record.
AUGAAUGAAUUCAAUAAAGUAGAGUUUGACUGCCACUUCCUUGAUGAAGGCUUUACUGCCAAGAACAUUCUGGACCAAAAAAUCAAUGAAGUGUCAUCUUCUGAUGAUAAGGAUGCCUUUUAUGUCACAGACCUUGGAGACAUUCUAAAGAAACAUCUAAGAUGGUUCAAAGCUCUUCCUCCUGUCACCCUGUUUUAUGCAGUCAAAUGCAAUGAUAGCAGAGCCAUAGUGAAGACCUUAGCUGCCAUUGGGACAAGGUUUGAUCGUGCUAGCAAGACUGAAAUACAAUUGGUGCAGAGUCUUGGAGUGCCUCCAGAGAGGAUUAUCUAUGCAAAUCCUUGUAAACAAAUAUCUCAAGUUAAAUAUGCUGCCAGUAUUGGAAUCCAAAUGAUGACUUUUGACAGUGAAGUCGAGUUGAUGAAAGUUGCAAGAGCUCAUCUAAAAGCAAAGUUGGUUUUGCGGAUUGCCACUGAUGAUUCCAAAGCAGUCUUGACAGACCUCAGUGUUAAAUUUGGUGCCACACUUAGAGCCAGCAGACUUCUUCUGGAACAAGCUAAAGAAUUAAAUAUUAAUGCCAUUGGUGUCAGCUUUCACGUGGGGAGCGGUUGCACUGAUCCUGUCUUCGUGCAGGCCAUCUCUGAUGCCCGCUGUGUCUUUGACAUGGGAGCUAAGGUUGGUUUCAGCAUAUAUCUACUUGAUAUUGGUGGUGGCUUUCCUGGAUCUGAGGAUGUGAAGCUUAAAUUUGAAGAGUUCACCAGUGUGAUCAACCCAGCACUGGACAAAUACUUUCCAUCAGACUCUGGAGUGAGGAUCAUAGCUGAGCCAGGCAGAUACUGUGUUGCCUCAGCUUUCACACUUGCAGUUAAUAUCAUUAACUGCAAAAAUAUCAUUUUAAAGGAACAGACAGGCUCUGAUGAUGAAGAUGAGUCAAGUGAAGAGACCUUUAUGAAUUAUGUGAAUGAUGGAGUGUACGGAUCAUUUAAUUGCAUCCUUUAUGAUCAUGCACAUGUGAAGCUCCUGCUGCAGAAGAGACCUAAACCAGAUGAAAAGUACUAUUCAUCCAGCAUAUGGGGACCAACAUGUGAUGGCCUUGACUGGUUUGUUGAGUGCUGUGACCUGCCUGAAAUGCAUGUAGGUGAUUGGAUGCUUUUUGAAAACAUGGGCGCAUAUGCUGUUGCCGCUGCUUCUACUUUCAAUGGAAUCCAGAGGUCAACUACCUAUUACAUGAUGUCAGGACCAACAUGGCAAUGUAUGCAGCAAAUCCAGAACCAUAGCUUUCCACAUAAAGUAGAGGAGCAGGAUGUCGGCACUCUGCCUGUGUCUUGUGCUCAGGAAAGCAGCAUGAAACAUCCCUCAGCAGCGUGUGCCUCCACUGGUAUCAAUGUGUAG